ACCGAACACUGCCACUAUCCUCUGGCCCUAGGAACACCAACUGAUAUCGACAAGCCCAACGGAGGCAUAUUCGACACAGCCAGCGUUACAGCCACCGCAGGUCACCCACCCAGAUUUUGCACUAUAGUUUAGUCUACAACUGCCAGGAUGAAUCACAACGACCAAGAAUCCGUCUUGAAUUUCUCUGAUGUUGUCCAUGACGACCCUCUUGGCGGAGACGACUCGCGGCAUCUAUCUGGCAUCGACACUAUGUCUCUGCCACCAUCUGACGUCUAUGCGCAUGAUGAUCUCUCGCUUGAGGGUCAGCUGGGUUCUCUGCACGACACUGUCUCGCACGACCACUCGCAGACUCAUCUCUCUCUCUCUGGCUCGGACAUGCCUUCCUUCUCCGUCGAGCAGCUCGAGCACGAACUCGCUAGUCUGCUACGUCAGAAUACCUCCACUAGUUCAUCCUUUUUAAAUACUGCCGUCCAACAGCGUCAGGGAGUAGUGCAACAGAGCUUGCUGGGUAACUCGAGCCUCACCUCCGUCGGCGAGGACAGCGCAGCGGCUCUCGGAAUGCUGGGUCUCAACUUGAGUGGGCUUGCGGCGGCUGUACUAGCGGCACAUGUACAGGCGGAGGAGAACGAGCGAACAGCUGAGGUGCUCGCAGCGGCAGAGCGUGCCGAUUAUUCCCGCCCUCACCAGAAUGGCUCCGGGAAGGAGAAGACUCGGACGGCCCCUGCAUUCCACUCUCUCACUGCCAAUGAGGACUCCACCCUCGUGGGUGCGGCAAAUACAUCUGGGAACGGGACCGCCAGCGGAACAAAUGGCCAGGAAUACGUCUACGACGAUGACGAGGGAGAGAGCGAGAAAGAGGACAAUCUCGACGUAUGCAUUGCCAACACGCGGAGGCGCUCCUCGCCAAUUCCAGCUGCAUCCCUCACCGACGACACCUCUCCGAGCCCGACAGACUUCACCGACAUCAAUGACAUACUCACCCAUUUCACACACUUCGAUCGGGACCACGGAAGCCGGCACGGAGGCACGCCCGACAUCGCAUCCUCAAGCCAGCCCGUGGCAAGUACAUCUCACAUGCCAAAUUACAGUCCAUCACCUGAAGACGACCAGAUGGAUGAAUAUGGCCAGCGUAUCCCUCUAGGAGCACCGAAACAAGAUGGUUCGCCGACUAUCCCGGAACUCGACGAGCUCGAGGAGGCCGACGAGCUUGUGGAUGAUCACGAUCAGCCGUUGGGUUCGAGCUCCUCCAGCCCGCCCAGGGAGAUGAAGGAUGAUGGAAAAAAGAAAAAGAGCGACCGGGAAAGAUUAGUAAAUGCGCACGCAUGCGAUCGAUGCUCAAAGUCGUUCAGUCGACGAAGCGAUUUGGCACGGCACAUGCGUAUCCACACCGGCGAGCGGCCAUUUGAGUGCCCCGAGCCUGGGUGCGGAAAGACAUUCAUUCAGCGAUCCGCUCUGCAUGUGCAUUUGCGCACGCAUACUGGAGAAAAGCCGCAUGUAUGCGAGUAUCCCGGCUGCGGAAGGACGUUCGGCGACUCGAGCAGUCUGGCGCGGCAUCGGCGGACGCACACUGGGAAGCGGCCAUACAAGUGCGAAGACCCAGUCUGCGAGAAGACCUUCACUCGGCGUACUACUCUGACGGCGCAUAUGCGAACACACGACCCGAACUGGGAGCCUGAUCCAAAUAUCAAAUACAACUUCAAGGCAAAGCGGGUCAAACUGGAUAGUACGACCGCUGAUCAAGAGCUCGCAGCAUCUGUACAACAGUUGUCUGCGUUAUUGGCGCAAGGUGACCCGAUUGUGCGACAGCAAGCGAACUUGGAGCCAUUGGACGCUCAAGCAGCAGCGGACAUCGGCGACGAGCUGUCAGCUGUCAUAGCACAGGCCUACGCACAGGUCUACGAGGAGGAGGACGACGAGCUCGAUGAGUCUGAGACGGAGCAGGACCAGGUUGCUACCAUCGGUCUUAACACCAGCGAAGCGCGCGACGAGGACGCCCCGUUGUCAGAGGAUGAUCAAAUGCAGCUGUCGGAGGUGCUGGGUGACCAGGAUGGUGAGCAGUUUCCUGUGCCUUUGCGGACACGAACCGGGAAGGACGUUGUGACUGUUGUGACCGGUAAACGAAAACGAUGAGGCAUUGAGGGGCCGUCGCCGUGAAUGAUCCAUGAUCAGUGUAAGUAUGCGAGGAGCAUGUAAAUAGCCGGUAGGUCUUUGCUCUCAUUGUCUCAGCCUUCCAAUGAGAAGCCGUGCUCUGUUUGCUCCUGACGCACGCAGUAUAUAUGCGCUGAGUGCAUAUCGGAGGCGUCGCGCAUCGUGUGAUGAUGAUUUCGGCAUGUGUUGCAAUGUCCUGUAGCUGAUAAAUAUAUCUACGAAGAC
This is a messenger RNA of Laetiporus sulphureus 93-53, 2373 nucleotides long. RefSeq lists its product as uncharacterized. Gene Ontology annotation, molecular function: RNA polymerase II cis-regulatory region sequence-specific DNA binding; DNA-binding transcription factor activity, RNA polymerase II-specific. The record is from RefSeq and is a predicted model, not a curated record. Gene Ontology annotation, biological process: regulation of transcription by RNA polymerase II. Lineage: Eukaryota; Fungi; Basidiomycota; Agaricomycetes; Polyporales; Laetiporaceae. Gene Ontology annotation, cellular component: transcription regulator complex; PcG protein complex. Bases 148 to 2130 code for a protein of 660 amino acids. The transcript is spliced from 4 exons.